This is a messenger RNA of Brettanomyces nanus, 1284 nucleotides long. RefSeq lists its product as uncharacterized. The transcript has a single exon. Gene Ontology annotation, molecular function: protein serine/threonine phosphatase activity; cation binding. Bases 1 to 1284 code for a protein of 427 amino acids. NCBI's taxonomy places the organism in Eukaryota, Fungi, Ascomycota, Pichiomycetes, Pichiales, Pichiaceae. The record is from RefSeq and is a predicted model, not a curated record. Gene Ontology annotation, biological process: protein dephosphorylation.
AUGGGUCAAUUAUUGUCACAACCUAUAACUGAGAAGAACAUUACGUUUGUUCAGCAUGAUCACAUCUCUCAUUCUAUAGGAGAGAUGCAAGGAUAUCGGCUCAGCAUGGAAGAUGCGUACUGUGAUAUUAACGACACACUUCCGAUUAAGAUCAGAGAUCCGAAGUUGAUGAAGAUAGUGCACGAACUGGAAAGUAAAAGUAUUUCAGAUUCCGGUGUUGGAGUAAAGUCGGAAGGACAGCGAACAACAUUCAAAGAGCCACACGAGGACCUGAAUGAUGGACAUCGACAUGGAAAGGCAGAACGACCUCAAAUUCCAAGACAUGAAUUGAAUGGAAAUAUGCUUUUGAAGGAUCAUUUACACACGGACUAUGUGAUGAAGAGAGUGAAAUUCAAUAUAUAUGGAGUGUUUGAUGGACACGGUGGUUCUAACACCUCUCGAUAUAUGGCGGAACGUCUGCCAUCUGUGUUGACAAGAGGACUUAAAGGAGAAAUCCAGAAGCUAUCAGAUGAACAAAAAUGGAAGCUUAUACGCGGUGAGGAUGUGUUGGAGCUUAUAAACUUUCCAAAAGUUAUGAAGGAUGCUUACAUGAGGCUAGAUUCCAUGUAUUAUCAUGCUCCAAACAACGACAGUGGUUCUACCGGUGUGGUGGCGUUAAUAUUUCAAGGGUAUUUCAUUGUUGCCAAUGCAGGAGAUUCAAGAUGUGUUUUGAGUACAAGCGGUGCUGCAAAGAACAUGUCUCUCGAUCAUAAACCCAAACAUUUGGGAGAGUUGAUGAGAAUUCACAAUGAUGGUGGGUAUGUUGCUGCAAAUAGGGUUAACUCUAUUCUCGCUCUUAGUCGAGCAUUUGGUGACUACAACUUCAAAAUGCACAACAGUAAGAAUCAUGGGAAGUUUGCACUAGUUCGGUCAAAGCAAAAAGUGAAGUUGACUCCUCCAGAAGAGUAUCAAGUGACGGCCGAACCUGAUGUGUUUAUCAGAAAAAUCACCACUCAGGAUGAGUUUUUGAUAGUGGCUUGUGAUGGUGUCUGGGACUGUUAUAGACCUCAGGAUCUUGUCCACGUGAUUCGCCACGAGCUUUCCCUUGGCAAGAAGCUCACUGAUGUCAACGAGUUAGUAUUAGACAGUUGCAUUGGAAUGGCAAAUACUGUCACAGGGAUUGGCUUUGAUAAUAUGACUCUUAUUAUUGUGGCGCUUCACCAGAACUACAAGGACUUGAAUGAUUGGUAUACCCAUAUGAAGAAUAAGAUCCUGGAUGAGAAGUUCGGUCAGCUUGAGCGCUAG